CGGCGUGCCCCGCGCGGGGGUAGGGGGGGGCAGCAUGGCGGCCGCGCGGUGCUUGCGGCUGUGCGGGCGCUGGCGGCCGGCGCUGCUGGGCCCUGCUCGCCGCCGCCUCCUCCUCCCGGUCGCCUCCUCCUCCUCGGCUCUUCCAGCCCCACCGGGCCCCGCGCCGCCCCCCCGCGUCGCCUUCAGCUCCGGGGCGCGCUGGCAGCAGUGGGGCGCGGGCGGCGGGGCGGGGGGCGAGGAGGGUGAGGGCGGCGAGGAAGGAGGAGGAGGAGGAGGAGGAGGCGGAGGUGGCGGGGAAGGCCCGGCCGGGCCUGUGAUGACGGCGCUGACCCCGCUGCUCGUCCCCGAGCAUUUCCCCAACGUGCCGCUCAUCGCCGUAACCCGCAACCCCGUGUUCCCCCGCUUCAUCAAAAUCAUCGAGGUGAAGAAUAAGAAAUUGGUUGAGCUGCUGAGGAGGAAAGUACGUCUUGCCCAGCCUUAUGCUGGUGUUUUUCUUAAAAAGGAUGACAACAAUGAAUCUGAUGUGGUGGAGGAUCUGAAUGAAAUCUACCAGAUGGGAACUUUUGUUCAGAUUCAUGAGAUGCAGGACCUGGGAGACAAGCUGCGUAUGAUUGUCAUGGGGCACCGCAGGAUUCGUAUAAACAAGCAGCUAGAGGUUGAGCCUGAGGAGCCUGAGAACAAGCAGAAAGUUAGAAGGAAACAGAAGCGCUCUAAGAAGGAGGCUGAGGAGGAGCCUUCAGUGAAGGACCAAGCGGUGGAGGUGGUACUAGAUCCUGUAGCUGCUCCCCCACAGGAAGUUCUCAUGGUAGAAGUAGAGAACGUGGUUCAUGAAGAUUUUCAGAUCACAGAAGAGGUUAAAGCUCUUACUGCAGAAAUUGUCAAAACAAUCCGAGACAUCAUUGCCUUGAACCCCUUGUACAGGGAGUCUGUACUUCAGAUGAUGCAGGCUGGACAACGCGUGGUAGAUAACCCCAUCUACCUGAGCGACAUGGGUGCAGCACUGACAGGGGCAGAGUCUCAAGAACUUCAAGACAUCUUGGAAGAAACUAGUAUUCCCAAACGGCUUUACAAAGCUCUUUCGCUCUUAAAAAAGGAAUAUGAGCUGAGUAAACUUCAGCAGCGUCUUGGAAGGGAGGUUGAGGAGAAGAUCAAGCAAACGCAUCGCAAAUACCUUCUCCAAGAACAAUUGAAGAUCAUUAAGAAAGAGCUAGGUCUGGAAAAAGAGGAUAAGGAUGCCAUAGAAGAGAAAUUCCGUGAGCGACUGAAGGAGCUGGUAGUGCCAAAACAUGUCAUGGAUGUGAUUGACGAGGAGUUGAACAAGUUGGCUUUGCUGGAUAAUCACUCCUCCGAAUUCAAUGUCACACGAAACUACUUGGACUGGCUGACAUCCAUCCCGUGGGGUAAGUGUAGCCAGGAGAACCUGGAGCUGAGCCGAGCCCAAGCAGUUCUGGAGGAGGAUCAUUACGGAAUGGAUGAUGUCAAGAAGCGAAUUCUGGAAUUUAUAGCAGUCAGCCAGCUGCGAGGAUCCACCCAGGGGAAGAUCCUGUGUUUUUAUGGCCCGCCUGGGGUUGGCAAAACCAGCAUUGCCCGCUCCAUCGCCAGAGCCCUAAACAGAGAGUACUUCCGCUUCAGCGUUGGAGGGAUGACAGACGUAGCAGAAAUAAAAGGACACAGGAGGACCUAUGUUGGAGCAAUGCCAGGAAAAAUCAUCCAGUGUCUGAAGAAGACCAAGACAGAGAAUCCACUUAUACUGAUCGAUGAGGUGGAUAAAAUUGGAAGAGGAUAUCAAGGGGAUCCAUCCUCAGCCCUUCUAGAGCUCUUGGACCCGGAACAGAACUCUAACUUCUUGGAUCACUACCUUGAUGUUCCUGUGGAUCUGUCAAAGGUACUUUUUAUUUGUACUGCCAACGUAACGGAAACCAUUCCAGAGCCACUGCGGGACAGAAUGGAAGUGAUCAACGUAUCGGGAUAUGUGGCAGAAGAAAAACUUGCGAUUGCAGAGAGGUACUUGGUCCCUCAAGCACGAGUUCUGUGUGGCCUGGAUGAAAACAAAGCCAAAAUCACAUCAGAUGUCCUGACUGUUCUCAUCAAGCAGUACUGCCGGGAGAGCGGAGUGAGGAAUCUGCAGAAACAAGUAGAAAAGGUACUGAGGAAAUCUGCCUAUAAAAUUGUGAGUGGAGAAGCAGAGACUGUUCAGGUGACACCUGAAAACCUGCAGGACUUUGUAGGAAAGCCCAUCUUCACUGUGGAUCGCAUGUAUGAAACCACUCCUCCGGGAGUGGUGAUGGGUCUGGCCUGGACAGCCAUGGGAGGUUCCACUCUGUUUGUUGAAACAUCCCUGAAGCGACCCAAAGACAAGGAGAGCAAGGAUGGGUCCCUUGAAGUAACAGGGCAGCUGGGAGAUGUAAUGAAAGAGAGUGCCAAAAUAGCUUACACGUUUGCAAGAGCCUUUUUGAUGCAGAAGGACCCCAACAAUGAUUUUCUCAUGUCCUCCCAUAUCCACCUGCAUGUGCCAGAGGGAGCCACACCAAAGGACGGACCGAGCGCAGGCUGCACCAUAGUCACGGCUUUGCUGUCACUGGCCAUGAACUGCCCCGUGAGGCAGAAUGUGGCCAUGACUGGAGAAGUGUCAUUAACUGGAAAAAUUUUGCCUGUUGGUGGAAUCAAGGAGAAGACAAUUGCGGCAAAGAGGGCAGGGGUUACCUGUAUCAUUCUGCCGUCAGAGAAUAAAAAGGAUUAUUACGACCUUGCUGGGUUCAUCACCGAAGGACUGGAAGUGCAUUUUGUUGAGCACUACGGAGAGGUAUUUGAUAUAGCAUUCUCAAAGCUGGACUCUGCUGGAGGAUGACAUUGGCCAGCCUGGCCAGAAGGUGGCCUGUCCCUCAGGAAGGUGACAUGUCCCUCAGGAUCAGCCCCAGCCCAGAAGGGGCUGCCUGGUGCUAUCCUAAAGGGGCACAUGGAGAUAUUGCUGCUGCGCAGCUGCUGAGAUGAAUUAUGGCUUUGGUAGAGUUAAAGUAUUUCUCACUCUUUACCAUUGAAUAAUGAUCCACGUUAAGUAUUUCCAAUAAAAUCGUGAAAUUUUA
Cuculus canorus (common cuckoo) is the source of this 3083-nucleotide messenger RNA. It is a transcript of the gene LONP1, whose product is annotated as lon peptidase 1, mitochondrial. Gene Ontology annotation, biological process: protein quality control for misfolded or incompletely synthesized proteins; chaperone-mediated protein complex assembly; protein catabolic process. Gene Ontology annotation, cellular component: mitochondrial matrix. Bases 35 to 2848 code for a protein of 937 amino acids. NCBI's taxonomy places the organism in Eukaryota, Metazoa, Chordata, Aves, Cuculiformes, Cuculidae. Gene Ontology annotation, molecular function: ATP-dependent peptidase activity; single-stranded DNA binding; serine-type endopeptidase activity. The transcript is spliced from 18 exons. The record is from RefSeq and is a predicted model, not a curated record.